AACCAUUCACCCUAGUACUGUUAACGAAGAAAACCAUAUACGCCUUUCAACUUCUACUUCUCCAAGGGCUAUCUUCAGUUCUCCAUUUCAGUCUCGUGGCUGAUUCGAUUCUAUCUGCGCAACUGCUGUGAAGAUGGGCAAAAGAAAGAAAUCUAGGGUUUCGCGCGAAGAAAAGGAAGUCAAAAUGGAGGAGGAACGGCAAGAAGAGGAGGAGGAGAAUGAGCAUCAGAGUGAUACCGAGACCGCCGAUCAGUCCUCCGGCGACGACAAGAGCCUCUACGAGGUUCUUGGUGUUCAGAAGACAGCAUCUCAGCAAGAGAUAAAGAAAGCGUACCACAAAUUGGCCUUGAGACUCCAUCCGGACAAAAACCCUGGCGAUGAGCAAGCAAAAGAGAAGUUUCAGCAACUACAGAAGGUCAUAUCCAUCCUUGGAGAUGAGGAAAAACGUGCACUUUAUGACCAAACUGGUUGUGUUGAUGAUGCAGACCUUGCAGGGGAUGUUGUCCAAAACUUGAGGGAAUUUUUCAGAUCUAUGUACAAAAAGGUUACUGAAGCUGAUAUAGAGGAGUUUGAAGCAAAUUACAGAGGAUCUGAUUCAGAGAAAAAUGAUUUGAUUGAGCUUUAUAAGCAGUGCAAGGGUAAUAUGGAUAGGGUCUUUUGUUCAAUGCUGUGCUCUGAACCUAAGCUUGAUUCUCACCGUUUUAAAGACAUUCUGGACGAGGCAAUCUCUGCAGGGGAACUGAAAGCCACAAAGGCAUACGACAAAUGGUCAAAGAAGAUCUCUCGAGUGAAACCGCCUACAAGUCCCUUGAGAAGAAGGGGGAAGUCAUCAACUAAAGACUCAGAAAGCAACUUGCUUGCGGUCAUAUCCCAGCGGCGGAGCGAGAGGAAAGAUCGAUUCGACUCCAUGUUCUCUUCACUUCUCUCCAAAUAUGGCGGGGCUGGUGGCACUGGCACAUCUUCAGAACCAACAGAGGAAGAAUUUGAAGCCACGAGGAAGAAAAUGGAAAGCAGAAGAGCGUCCAAGAAGGUUAAGAGAAACUAGUAGAACUACAACCUUGCUGUAGGCUGUUUUUAAGUUGCCAAACAAUUCAGAUUCUCGUACAGAAAUUAUGCUUUGGUUAUCUGAAUUCCAUUAUCAGAUGCUUUCGACUCGUUAGAGAAAACGUUAACAGCAUUCUGUGUUCGAACCCCUUGAGACUACCAAACAAGCAAACCCUAUAAUUAGCUGGACAGAUCCUCAUCCUUGACAGCAGAUGGUUGCAAUAUUAUUGUCAUCAUUCAUUACCUUCAAGCUGUGUGCCUAAUUAUUUGAAGUUAGGAUUUGGGGAUCA
Linum tenue is the source of this 1334-nucleotide messenger RNA. The record is from the annotation of a GenBank genome assembly. NCBI's taxonomy places the organism in Eukaryota, Viridiplantae, Streptophyta, Magnoliopsida, Malpighiales, Linaceae.